UAAAAAAAGUACUCAUUUUGAUUCCUCGAAGCUAACCAACUAAUCCCACCUCUCUUUCUCAAAAUUAAUUCAAGAUCUGUAGAUCCUGAGCCUGGAUUCUUGAUUGGGCACUAGAUUCGGGGUCGUUCAACCAGAACCCAACCCCUGAAUGAGCGGACAGUUCCCCCGCCACCUCCAAGCCCCGUGGCGGAGUCUCAAUCCCAACGGACCCCCCGAUGUCUCUACUAGAUUCAACCAAACCAGCUUUCAGCAACCUACGAUUCUCGGAGGACGGCGGAGGGUCGUUGAAGCCCACGCCAAAAGAUGUUUGCUAGGGACAACGUUGCAUCUCGUCGUAGCCCAAAAUCACGCAACGCCGCCGACGCCGGUGCUAGGUGGUUCCCCGAAGAAUUAACCACACAGACACAGGUCCUUCGCAGGCUUCCCUCUGCAUCCAUCGAUUCUGCUGCGUCUGCAAAUCGUGGUGACGCCUUCUCUCUGGUCCCGAUUUCAUCCGCCAAAUUCUCUUCGGCGAAACCAGUCACCACCGCGACGACGAGGGUCGGAUUCUGGUCAUGGGCAAGGACGGCAGGCAGACCCUAUACUCCGUUCUCUUUCCCUGUAUCGUCCCCAACCGAGAUUUCCUACCAUAAUCCAAGAAUCGCAACUUUUCAAAACUAUUCAUCCCAAUAGUGACUUUUCCCCAAAUAAUCACUCUCUUCUAAGUUCUAACUAAACUCAUGAAUAAGGAAUAAGCUUUGAAUCCCUCCAAUUUUACUGAUUUUUUUUUCCACACUCUAUUUUUCCUUGUUCAUGAACAGAAGAUAGGGUUGUGUGCACAUUGAUGCCAAUUUCAACCCGCCCUGCGGGUAUUACCCGACCUGACCCGCGAUGGGGCGGGUAUUACCCGACCCGCAGUAGCGUGAGCGGGGCAUGGCUAUCUGCUUCUGACCCGCCAUGCCCCGCCCCGUUCUAGACUCAUUUUAUCUCAAUUUCUUACAAUUUUUAUACAUAUUUCUCAUAUUUUGACUUUUCUUCAACCAGUUAGAGUUGUUCUUUCAACUUGGUAGACUCAAUUACCCAUUCUAUCAUCACUAUUUUUCAUUCUUAAAGUGUUUUACCCUUCGUUUUAUCGUAAAAAGUAAAAUUUACUUGUAUUUUUUUCGAAUAACAUGUAAAAGUGGGUCUACCCGCGCCGCCCGUACCCGCGCGGGUUUUACCCGCCCCGCCUCAUAGUAGCAUGGGACGGGGCAUGGGAAUUGAGGUACCCGCCCCGCCUCAUUGCCAUCACUAGUGCACAUCGCCCAUCAAUCGAUACCUAAACCGCUCCACCCAUCUUCACUCCUACCAUCCCACCUCUUCUAAGUUCCACCCUCUGAAUUUAAUUCGCUUUUCUACCAAGUACCAACCCCAGCGACUUUGAGAGGAAUGGAGCCCCACUGAUAAUGAAUGCCAUGAGCAACUAACUAACUAUCUCAUUUCUGUCCUCCAACUAGUUAAUUUGAGUUAAUGCUCAUGUUGGCCCCUAAAGUUCUACAUUAAUUACAUUAAUUGCUGGCGGCGGCGGUUUAGAGAAAGGAAAGAGUCGAGAGGUAGGAGAGAGGGUCGAAUGUGGGCUUAGUGAAGUAGCGUUCCAUUUGGGCUAGGGUUGUGACUUGGUUCAUGUGAGGAUUUGGGCUCAGUUUGUGGGGAGAGUUGGGUUGUAAGGGGAGGAUUUGGGCUCAAUUGGGUUGUGGGGAGAGUUGGGUUGUGAGGAUUUAGCUUUACAUAAUAAUUUUUUGGUUUCUCGGUUUCGGUGUUCGGAAUGUCGGUUCGGCCAACACGACCGUAGCUCCCGAAAUAGACAUUUUCUGUUUUAGAUUUCCGAACUGAAGAACAUAAAUUCGGUUUUGGUUCGGUUUGAAGUCAGUUCGGUUCGGGUUUACCGAACCAGAUGCCCACCCUUACUUUAAAGUAGCUAACAGGACUCAACUAACUUGAUAGCUAAGUUGCUGACUUGCUGGCUGCUGCCUUUAACCCUAGUUCAUGCAGGGACUUUAUUGACUCAAUAACAAACUCAAGGACUCAAAUAUAAUAAACCAAAACGACACAGUCUUCAACUUAAACUAACAUAUUUAAACAUUCAAACUCCUUCACUCUUCCCGCCUUCUGCUGUUGUUCUUACUGCCGUCUGCUGGAGUGAUCAGACAUUGAUUCCACCAACAUGUAAUUGUUUCUCAUCGCAAAAAGUCAAAUAAUGUUUUCAAAAGUCCUUACUCCCUCUCAACAAAUUAGAACUCAUAAUUCAACGCCCAGAGACAUCAAAAAAUGGAAAAAGCAAACAAAUCUAGAAUUUUACUCAAUGAAUUGAUAACUCAAAUUCAUUUCUCCAAACGACGCCUUAUUUCACUUAAAAAAUCAAAUUCAGAUAAUUAUCAUCAUCAAUAGAAUAUAAUAAGUAUUUUCUC
Molecule: messenger RNA, 2426 nt
Organism: Linum trigynum
Lineage: Eukaryota; Viridiplantae; Streptophyta; Magnoliopsida; Malpighiales; Linaceae
Source: the annotation of a GenBank genome assembly